Cajanus cajan (pigeon pea) is the source of this 427-nucleotide messenger RNA. NCBI's taxonomy places the organism in Eukaryota, Viridiplantae, Streptophyta, Magnoliopsida, Fabales, Fabaceae. The record is from RefSeq and is a predicted model, not a curated record.
CAUUUGCGCGCCAACCCUUUCCCCUAAUGACCCUAUCUUGGUCGCGGCGCUGGUGCAGAUUUGUGGGCUCGAUAGGGUAGCAUUGAGUGACCCUAGAGUGUUUCCUCACCGGAGGGUCUCGGUACAGCGUCCCACGGGAAGAAGAGACGAUCUCCUCUCUGAUCCUUCACUCGUCAACCUUCCCUCACCAUCGUUCUCCAUACCCGGUGCCCUUCAAUUCUUCGCCACAAAAGGGUUAACCCUAGCGGACAUGGUGACCCUCUUAGGAGCGCACACCAUAGGGUUCGCUCACUGCAGCGUGUUCCAGAACAGGCUCACGAAUGUUCGAGGGGGAGAAGACCCCACCAUGGACCCUGUCUUGGCCGCGACGCUGGUGCAGAUUUGUGGGCUUGAUAGAGAAGCUUUGAGUGACCCUAGAGUGUUUUAG